AUGAAUGGAAGAGGAGGAGAAUAUCCUGUUGAAUUGAAUUUGUCACCAUCAUUACUACUCAACCUGUCAUCAAACGACAAAAUGGUUUUGGUCAAUUUCAAAAUGGCAUUAAUUUCUCCUUUCUCACUAAAUUGUACCACUGAAAAAGGCGAAAAGGAAGCAACAGCUGAAGGAGUGGUAAAUUAUGAUGAUGUAUUUGUAAAUAGAGUGAAAGACAAAGGGAAAUUCUCCCUUUGUGGACAAAAGAAAGAUGAAGUGGUCAACAAAUUUAUAAGGUUAAUCAUGGGGAAAGAAUGGAUAAUGCAUGAAAGGAUAAGAUACCCUGCAGGGAAAUGA
Loa loa (African eye worm) is the source of this 336-nucleotide messenger RNA. RefSeq lists its product as hypothetical. Bases 1 to 336 code for a protein of 111 amino acids. The record is from RefSeq and is a predicted model, not a curated record. NCBI's taxonomy places the organism in Eukaryota, Metazoa, Nematoda, Chromadorea, Rhabditida, Onchocercidae. The transcript is spliced from 2 exons.